This is a messenger RNA of Kwoniella shivajii, 1269 nucleotides long. RefSeq lists its product as uncharacterized. The record is from RefSeq and is a predicted model, not a curated record. The transcript is spliced from 6 exons. Bases 1 to 1269 code for a protein of 422 amino acids. NCBI's taxonomy places the organism in Eukaryota, Fungi, Basidiomycota, Tremellomycetes, Tremellales, Cryptococcaceae.
AUGGAAGAUCAUCCGCUCAUCGAGCUACAUCCUGUCCUUAUUCAUCUCGCCGCCAUCCCUGCUGUUGUGAUCGGGAGCUACAAGGCUUUGAACGUCUGGCGAGCCGUCUCUGCAUUGCCUGUCAAUACACACUCUGGAUCUCUUGAUAACACACCAUCAUCACCUGUAUCCGGAACGCUCAAACAAUGGAGAGCAUUGACUGCAACAAAGAAGGCAAAAAGGGUGGCAACAUUCCUCCUCGCUUUCACCAUUGCUUUCUCCGUCAACAUGUUUUUCAUAUUCGGGUUGCCUAGAAUAUCAUCGCAGGUGGUACUUGAUACUGUUUGGUGUACACUCUUAGUACUCUUGUUGACAGGAUCUUUCCGCUACUCUUCUGAUGUUGCUAUUCCCACCACAAAAGCCGUUCGGUACCACCAGAAAACUCCAGAAUCCGGCUUUCAAUUAGCAUUCUCAUUCGAAGGUGACAAGAAGAGAGCUUUCAGAAUUGAAAUGUUGCGUCGUUUGUUCGCAAUGUUCGGUGCAUUUAGCGUUAUCUAUUCAACUUGGGCUGGCUACACGUUCCUGCACCCAAUUAUUGGCGCUACAUAUCUCAUAAAAACCAUUGGGACUAUAAGAUUUCCUACAAUGAGUAUAAGAAGAAUAGUUCAGAUUAUGGCAGCUUAUCUUACCCUUGUUCCUACGCUUGGUUUCGCUUUGGGCACGGUCAUCGAUCAUUUCAUGGGACAAUCAGAAAAUGCAAAGGAAGAAUCGCAGACGACCGACAUGACGAUGGCGAGUGACUGGAUUCUGUCUAUGAUCCUCGUGAUUGGUGACGUUUUCGGGGCAAUGGUUCCAAGUGUAAUAGUCGCUAUGACCCUGCGAUUUGAAUAUUCCUUGGUUUCAGAGCCGGUCGAUUACCCUUCCGAUUCAUCCCCCGAUGCUCCUGUUCGCGUCCCCUCCGAUUACCCGUCGUUCCCAAAGCCUAUUUUCCUCAUAUCUCUUUUCUCUCUAUUCUCCGGUUUGGCCAUUGUUGAGACGAUCUCAUUCGUCUUCCCAGGCUUCGAGUGGAUAGCGAUCACUCCGAUCACUGUUUUCAUCACUCUUCCCGUUGUAGUCCUAGGAACAUCUCUCGGUGCUGCUUGGUAUGGUCAAUUCGGACAAUGGUGGAGAUAUUCUGAGGUCUGGAUCCCGGGAAAGAAGACCAACGACUCGUCCGAGAACGGUCUUAAAGCCGAGGAGAUCGAAUCGGAGGUCGCAUUAUUGCGACCUCAAGAGAAAGAUUCUGCGUGA